ACACUUAUCUUUUACGUUACGCUCUUAAAUUACUACUACCUUUUUAGUUAGCAUUUUAGCUUUGUUUAUAAACGAGCCCAUGAUCAUAAGGGGAUUCACAAGUAGAAUCUAGAGAAAAGAGAGAAUGGGUAAGAACAAUACCAAAUUCCUUAUGCAAUUUGCAGCUCUUGCAAUGGUUUUAACCGUUGCAAUAAUGGUGAAAGAAGCUACAAGCAUGUCCAUUUGUAACAUGGACACAAAUGAUAUGCAGAAAUGUCGUCCAGCCAUCACUGGAAACAAUCCCCCGCCUCCUGUCAACGAGUGCUGCGUAGUGGUUCGAGGCGCUAAUCUCGAAUGCUUAUGCAGAUUCAAGUUUUAUCUCCCGAUUUUACGAAUUGAUCCAUCUAAAGUCGCGGCUCUUGUAGCUAAAUGUGGUGUUACAACAGUCCCUCGUGCUUGCCAAGUUUGAAGAAAUGAGCUGAGGAUAGGUCUCUCUAUGGUGUUUUAGACUUCGCUGGAUCUUGUCUUGCAUCUGAAUUUACAAUGUUUUGUUAUCGUUAAAGUGAAUUUACAAUGUUUUUUAGUGUUCUGUUUCAAAUAAAUCACAAACUUUUAAUGAUUUUAGAUUCACCUUAUGUGUGUAGAAGAACCGUGUGCUAUACGUUAAUGAAAAUUGUGAAGUACUAGUUUU
Molecule: messenger RNA, 670 nt
Organism: Arabidopsis lyrata subsp. lyrata
Lineage: Eukaryota; Viridiplantae; Streptophyta; Magnoliopsida; Brassicales; Brassicaceae
Product: putative lipid-transfer protein DIR1
Exons: 2
Coding region: 125-448 (107 amino acids)
Biological process (GO): systemic acquired resistance
Molecular function (GO): fatty acid binding
Source: RefSeq, a predicted model, not a curated record